AUGAAGACCCGCCCAUUGGUUGUCCUUGACGACUACUUUGUCAAGCGCAAUUUGUUUUCGCAGCUAAAGCACAACACCCAUGACAUCCGCUUCCUGGGCGGCUACUUUGAGGUCUCCAGCGGCAGUCCGUUUCUGACAAAGUUUUUUUCUACCGAGCACAUAAUCGCGCAGCAGUGGAUGCGCACUGCCGACACCCAAAUAACGUACAGCUGGUGGCUCUAUGCUGUCCAUCUGGCCGCACUCCUACUGCUGGUGUUUGCGUACCUGGCCAGUCUGUCAUCAGCGCCGCUGGUAUAUUCGCUGGGCACAUUACCAAGCAUCUGCCUAUUGCUGGUGGUCUCAUACCACGUGUGCUUUUUCCUGGCGCUGAACUACAAGCCGACAUGGUUCGAGCGCACAGUGAUCUUCCAUUCGCCGUUUGCGUGGGCAGCCGCCUGGGUAUUGGUGCUGUGCAAUGACAGCACUCUGGCGGUGCCGCCGACCAGCCUUUUGGCAAUCCAUGUGUUCAUCUGGUAUGUGCGCCGCACGGCCAUCGGAAUUGUGGUAUUUGAGCGCAAGAUCCGUGCCAGCUCCGUCCUGCACUGGAGCCACCGCGCGUACUCGCUGGUGGCGCCGAUUUUAAUUGCAUGGGCCUGGAAAUGGUACCCGUGCUUGUCGGUCUCGUGGGAUCUGUCAGGGUACUCGCCGACGCGCGAUUUGCUCGACCAGCGCGUUGUGCGCCAGUGGGCGGCUGAGCGCGAAAUCCCCACAGUGCAGCUGCUAGCUGCCAUGGCCAUGGCUGGUGGGUUGCAUGUUGCCUGGUAUAGCUUCAUUAGCUAUGCCUACCAUAUGGUCGUCUGGAAGGAGUAUUUGCGCGAGGGCCUUGCGGUCUGGGUCGUCAGCGACGGUGCCAUGUGCACGAAACUGUUCUGA
Messenger RNA from Linderina pennispora, 912 nucleotides. RefSeq lists its product as uncharacterized. The coding region runs from base 1 to 912 and encodes 303 amino acids. Lineage: Eukaryota; Fungi; Kickxellomycota; Kickxellomycetes; Kickxellales; Kickxellaceae. The record is from RefSeq and is a predicted model, not a curated record. The transcript has a single exon.